UUCUAAAGAUAAUGGAACUGAGUUUCUACUACUUGGUCAUAGUCUCCAUAGCACUCAUCCUCAUAACCAAACUGUAUCUCCAUAACCACUUUUCCAAACCCUUAGCUCUCCCCAUCCUUGGCCACCUCCACCUUCUCCAAAACCCUAUCCACCAAUCCCUCAACAAGCUAACCCAAAAGCAUGGCCACAUCCUUCACCUCCUCUUCGGCUCCCGCCGGGCCCUCAUCGUCUCCUCCCCUUCCGCCGCCAAAGAAUGCUUCACUAACAAUGACAUCAUCUUUGCCAACCGUCCACUCAUGCUCUUCCGCAAGCACUUUGGCUACAACGACACCGCUGUCGGAACUGCCCCUUAUGGCCAACACUGGCGAGAAUUGCGGCGUUUCAUGGCUGUUCACGCUUUAUCUCCUUCUCGUCUCCCAUCUUUCUCUCCUGACGUCCACUCUCUUAUGCUCAAGCUGUACUCCGGCGCUGGCGAAGGGUACAACAACUUUAAGAAAGUGGAAGUGAAGGAUAUGUUGUUUGAGAUGAUGAUGAACUUGAUGUCAGAGUUGAUAGCUGGAAAGAAUUAUUAUGGUGAGGGAUAUGAAGAUUUAAAGGAGGGGAGGAAGUUUAGAGAGGUGGUGGAGGAGGUGUUCUUGUUGAGUGGGACUUCAACGGUGGAGGAUUUCAUCCCUUUUGCGAGAUGGAUGGGGAUAAGUGGAGCUGAGAAGAGGAUGGAGAAAGUGGGGAAGGAGUUGGAUAAUUUUUAUCAAAAGAUUAUAGAUGAUAGGAGAAGAGUGGGAAAGUGGAAGGAGUAUGUUGAUGAUCAUGAUCAAGAAAAGAAGAGUAAUAUUGUUGAUGUCAUGCUUGCCAUGCAAGAGAAAGACAAGAACAAUUACUCUGAUGUUGCCAUCAAAGGGAUGAUAACGUCAUUGCUCGCAGCUGGGACUUUGACAGUAGCAGCCAUAAUGGAGUGGGCAAUGGCUCUUCUGCUAAACCAUCCAGAUGCACUAAAGAAGGUCAAAGCUGAGAUCAAAGAACAAGUAGGACACAGUCACUUGAUCAAUAAUUCAGAUAUCUCUAAACUUCACUACCUCAAUAAUGUCAUCAAGGAAACCCUAAGACUUUUCCCAGCAGCACCUUUACUUGCCCCACAUGAAUCAUCACAGGAUUGCACUGUGUCAGGGUCACACAUUCCCAAAGGAACCAUGCUCUUAGUCAAUGUUUAUGCCAUGCAAAGAGACAAUCAACUUUGGGACAAUCCGUUGGAGUUCAUGCCUGAAAGGUUUGACAGUGAUGAUAUUGUUCGUGGAGAUGAAGGUUAUAAGUACCUACCAUUUGGAACUGGGAGACGGAGGUGCCCUGGAGAAAGCUUGUCUUGGAAUGUCGUGGGAUUGACUCUUGGUGCUUUGGUUCAGUGCUUUGAGUGGGAGAGAGUGGGAAAAGAGUUGGUGGAUUUGAGUGAAGGCGUGGGGCUUAGUUUGCCUAUGGCUAAACCAUUGCAAGCUAUGUAUAAACCUUGCAUGGACAUGCAUGCUGUUCUUUCCCAACUCUAAAAUAUUCUAUCCAUAUUUUACA
Dioscorea cayenensis subsp. rotundata (Guinea yam) is the source of this 1557-nucleotide messenger RNA. Its product is annotated as cytochrome P450 81Q32-like. The transcript has 2 exons. The record is from RefSeq and is a predicted model, not a curated record. Lineage: Eukaryota; Viridiplantae; Streptophyta; Magnoliopsida; Dioscoreales; Dioscoreaceae. The coding region runs from base 12 to 1535 and encodes 507 amino acids. Gene Ontology annotation, molecular function: heme binding; monooxygenase activity; oxidoreductase activity, acting on paired donors, with incorporation or reduction of molecular oxygen.